CGAUAAAACCCAAUUUUAGUUUUCUCUCACCAUUCAUUUUAGACAUAUGCUUCGUUGCUUUCAUCUCUUCUUCUUCUUGUCUCAUUGUUUGUUCGAUCUUCUUUAUAAUUUUUGGUAAUAAUGUUCAUAAAUAUAUUCAUAGAUCUACUAUGGGAUACCAUCUAUAUUUUUCAAUAAUAUUUAUUUUUUUCGUGUUAUUGAAAUAGAUAUACUAUGAGAUAGUAUAAUAGUUAUGUUUUGGAUGAUCUCCGAUGAUAGACCUUUAUUGAAUAUGUUUUGAUUUAUUGUUGAAAGUUGUCGGUGUUUCUUUGAAGAUCUAUACGUUUUAUUUUAUAGAUUUCUUCGCAGAUGCAAAAUCAGAUAAGAUCUAUAUUUUUUAGAAACGAAUCUAUUAUUUUUGGUGUUAUUGAGGAUGGUCUCCGAUGAUAGACCUUUUUUAAAUUUGUAUUGAAUUUAUUUUGUGAAAUUUUUGGGUGUUUCUUUGAAGAUCUAUAUGUUUUUACUGCAUGAUCGGAAUUUUUUUUGGGUAAAAUUUUAAAGUGAUUCACAGACAUGGCGAGGUAGUCUCCGAUGAAAGACAGAGACUUCUACAACUCUGCAUCUCGAACUGAAAAGUUUCAUUUUGAUCUAAAUUUUGUCCUUUAAGGUCUGUACAGAAGGGGUCUCCGAUCUAUGACGAUUUGUUUUGCUUGGGAAAAGGUGUGUUUAAUACAAUGUAAUGAAGUUUGAUGAAAUUUGAGGGGCAUCAUAAUGAAUACAAUGGUUUGGAGCUGUGCCAUUUUCAAUGAACAUGGUUUGGGGCAUCAUAAUGAAUACAAUGGUUUGGGGCUGUACCAUUUUCAAUGAACAUGGUUUGGGGUUGUGCCAUUUUCAUUGUAGCCUGAUGUUAUCAAUGUUGGGGCAGUGUCGAGGGUGUCUUCUGUGAAGUACUUGGUUGGAUUUAUUGAUGCAAUGAAUGUUGGGGCAGUGGAGAGGGCUUUCACUCAUGUACUACUUGGCUGGAUUUAUUAGAUUGAGAUGACAUGUACUUGAAUAUGUUUCGUCCAGAAGUGAUUGUACUACCUUCGUUCCACUGUCGUUGUCCACUUUUGACUUUUGGAACUGUUCAUCUAAGCACUUUGACUCAUCAAAUUCUCUUAAUGUGUAAGCCUAAAUAUAGUCAUGUGUGAUCUUGUUUGAAUUUAGACAAAUAGGCGUGCCAAAUGUUGCAUUCUCGUGCAUCCGAGUCUCCUUCCUUUAUAUAUAAUAUUUGAGAGUUGAACUCUUAGAAUUGCGACAUUUGGCGUGAUGACUGAAAUAUUUUUUGACACCUAAUCAGCCAUGUCAUCAAAGGUACGGAUAUCAACGGAUCUAGAUGACCCAGUCCAAUGAUGCUGGAUAUGAGCUCACCCACACAAUCCUCCCUCAGCGGAUCUGGACUUUCUAGAGAUAUCAUCAUCGACGCUCCUAUGCGAAAUUGUCGUCACCCGCUGAAUCCUCUGCGAAUCCACUGAAUCCUCUCGAGACUUCAUCACACACUCAAUCCUCUGCGAAAUUUUAGGGAAAUUCUAUGAUAUGGAGAAGAUAGCAAAUACAGUAAGUUUCCUUCGCAAACGAAUCCGAGACCAGGGAAAUUUCUUUGAAAUUAUUGGAUAUGGAGAUGUGUUUUCCUUCACUGACUUUAUUUCCUUUCCGGGCGAGUUUAACGGAAUUUCACUGUUCAACAUCAACCUCUUGCCCAAGUACCAUGAGUGGAGAAACUUCCUUGGAUUGGCCGUGAUGAAAACACAUCAGAAUCAGAUCUUAGUAAUAAUCCCAAUGAUAUUCUUGAAUUGCGUUUUUGGGCUUCAUACAAAGGGCAAACAUUGGCUAGGACUGUGUGUGGAAUGAUGUACUACCGAAAAGCUCUCAUGCUUCAAGCAUAUUUGGAAAGGGUGGCAGCUCGAGAAUCAUUACAGGAAAUAUAUUCUGUGAAAUUGCCUGGAAAUCCAAAGCUUGGUGAAGGGAAACCUGAAAAUCAAAAUCAUGCUAUUAUAUUUACACGUGGAAAUGCAAUACAGACCAUUGAUAUGAAUCAGGUCAGAAAUCUUCUUGAAGAAUUUUACUGUGACCAUGGAGUUCGCCCCCCUACUAUUCUUGGUGUUAGGGAGCAUGUGUUUACUGGAAGUGUUUCUUCUUUAGCAUCCUUCAUGUCUAAUCAGGAAUCUAGCUUUGUGACUCUUGGCCAACGUGUUCUAGCAAAUCCUUUGAAGGUUUGUAUGCAUUAUGGUCAUCCAGAUGUCUUUGAUAGACUAUUCCAUAUAACUAGGGGUGGUAUCAGCAAAGCAUCUCGCGUCAUAAAUAUUAGUGAAGAUAUUUUUUCUGGAUUCAAUUCAACUUUGUGCUAGGGCAAUGUUACUCACCACGAAUACCUCCAGGUUGGCAAGGGACGAGAUGUUGGACUCAAUCAGAUUGCUUUGUUUGAGGGGAAAGUUGCAGGUGGUAACGGGGAACAAGUCCUUAGUAGAGAUGUCUACAGGCUUGGUCAGCUUUUUGAUUUCUUCAAAAUGCUAUCGUUCUACUUCACAACUGUGGGAUACUACUUUUGUACCAUGUUAACAGUGCUCAGUGCCUAUAGUUUUCUCCAUGGGAGAGCCUAUUUGGCGUAAUUUGGGGUUGGUGAAACGAUUCAAGAAAGAGCAGAUAUAUUUGAUAAUGCUGCACUAAAUGCUGCUCUCAAUGCACAGUUUCUUUUUCAGAUUGGUGUAUUUAGUGCAGUGCCAAUGAUUUUGGGUUUCAUAUUAGAACAAGGAUUCCUGAGAGUAUGUUAUUCAUCUCUUGAUUUUCAGCUGUUAUCAUUUCUUCAAAAUGCAGCUAUUCCUUCAAAAAGUUUCUGUUUUGUAUAAUUGUUAUUCAUUUCUUUGGAAAUAAAUGCCAGAUCAUCGUGCCUGCCAAUUUUGCGUCUGCGUUUUGUAUUCAAAAAACAUCAACAUUAAACCCAGCCUAAUCUCAACUCCGUUGGGGGGUGUGGGGAGUCAAGAUGUACGUAACCUUACCCUUUAAGAAACCAGAGGCUGUAUCGUUAGACUCUUGAUGUGUUGAUGCAUUAAAACGCCAUUGGAAGUUAAGAGACAAGAGAAGUUCAAUUUUUCAUUUUGAUUUAGUUCAUUAUGUUCUCAAAGCUUAAACAUUGUCAGACAUGACUCUAUUAGCAUGUCUGACAAUGUUUCUUCCCACAUGACUCGAAGCUAAAUUAUUGGACAAGCUAAAUAUUUUAUAUACUCCCUCCAUUUAAUAAUUUUGUUCUCAGUUA
This is a messenger RNA of Cuscuta campestris, 3271 nucleotides long. The record is from the annotation of a GenBank genome assembly. NCBI's taxonomy places the organism in Eukaryota, Viridiplantae, Streptophyta, Magnoliopsida, Solanales, Convolvulaceae.